CGAAACGGUUAGUUGUUGGUGUGUUCUUUUGUAGUCUAACGGAGUGACGCUCUUGUUGCAUGUGUCUUACAGAGAGAAUGACUUGCUACUUCGUGAGUUGUGAUAUGGCACGUUAUAAUGGAGUUCAUGCAGAUAUGACUGAGUCCGGAGUUGUUGAUUAUCAGCUGUUGCUUGGCUGUGGAUUGAACUGUCAUCGCACCGCGCUCAGCGGAGUGCAAGAACUGGAUUGCUCAGAAAAUGCCAAUAGGAUAUUUUCUCCUCUGCGACAAUGUCAUCACGCUCGUGGAUUGUCACUCCUCCAUCUCACUACCAAAACGAACCUUGUCCCACGGAGAACUUCGACUAUUUUGCUGUUCCGCUGUCUAACUGUUAACAGAACUGAAUAUUGGUUGUUACCAUUGGUAAACCACUGGACACCCUUGGUAAGCGAAUAUUGAGGUGUUGUAAU
Molecule: messenger RNA, 448 nt
Organism: Dicrocoelium dendriticum
Lineage: Eukaryota; Metazoa; Platyhelminthes; Trematoda; Plagiorchiida; Dicrocoeliidae
Source: the annotation of a GenBank genome assembly